UAGACCUAAUAUUGAUAUUACGUCUAUGAGCGUAUAGGAUAGCUCAUUCUUCAACUUGUUUUAGAAUACAUUAUCGAGUAAUUUUGGGUUCUCCACAUAGACCUAAUAUCAAUUUGAAUAAUUUGAUAGCGAUAGGUCAAUGCAUAGAUUAACGAAGUAUAUGGUUUUUCAGAUUGAUGGAAAUGGAAAACGAAAAUAGAAUAAUUUACAAAAAAAUUGAACAAAAUCAGAAUGUAUAUAGAAUUCAAGUCUCCAUUGGUAUAAGUUGCCUUUCUCUGAUAAUAUUGCAUGAAAUUAAUGAAGAAUUACAAAUUUACAAAACAGCAAUGAUUCUAGAUCAACACUUGAAGAAACAGGCUGAAGAAUUGUGUAUGAACCUGAAGGAAUACUGGGAAAAAUUAAUUUCUUUUUUCGAAAAUACGUGUAAAGCUAAAUUUCAUAUUGAUAAGAAUGUUCUUACUAUAACUGAAGAUGUUAAUGAGCAUGUUCAUGUUAAAUACUUCUGUUGCAAUCUUGAGAAGGUUAGAUAUUCUUAUAUAGGAAGUCUAAUUGAUGAUUUGCAACUUCAAAAAUCAAAUGCAGAACAACUUCAGAGAAAUGUUGUUCAAUAUGAACAAAAGUUGAAUGAAUUAGUUGAAAGGAAGAAAAUUGAUGAACAAACAAUGUUGAGUAACUUUGUGUUGCUUCUGAAUGAAAAAAAAAGAAGAAUUCAACAUCUUAAUGAAUUGCUUGAAGUAUACAGCAAGAAUCCAUCUUUAGCAGAUCCUGUGACAGUAAACACUAAGCAAAAUAAUAGAAGGAAAAUUAAAAAAAUUAAAUUAGAUGAACAAGUUUCCAAGGUGAAAGAGGAAAUUUCAGAAACAAGUUCAGAUUCUGAUAUAAGUAAUGAUCAGCAUACUUCUGAUCCAAUCAGCAAGUCUGACUUCUUUUAUGAAUCUCCAUCUGAAGUAGAUUCAUCAAUAAUCAAACUCCCAACCUUGGAUACUUCUGAAAAUUAUGCAAAUAUUUUACCAAGCACUAGUAAAAUGAUAGAUUCAAAUAUAAAUCCCAAGGAUGAGGAUAAAACGGCAAUAAUUGUAUCAGCUGAUUCUCAAACAAUUAAUAUUAAUACUCAGGAAAUGAUACAAGAAUUAGUAAAAUGAGUACAAAUCUGA
This is a messenger RNA of Harmonia axyridis, 1154 nucleotides long. Its product is annotated as putative leucine-rich repeat-containing protein DDB_G0290503. Gene Ontology annotation, cellular component: nucleus. Gene Ontology annotation, molecular function: DNA binding. The record is from RefSeq and is a predicted model, not a curated record. Gene Ontology annotation, biological process: DNA recombination; double-strand break repair. Bases 177 to 1142 code for a protein of 321 amino acids. NCBI's taxonomy places the organism in Eukaryota, Metazoa, Arthropoda, Insecta, Coleoptera, Coccinellidae. The transcript is spliced from 3 exons.